Molecule: messenger RNA, 4371 nt
Organism: Trichomycterus rosablanca
Lineage: Eukaryota; Metazoa; Chordata; Actinopteri; Siluriformes; Trichomycteridae
Gene: epc1a
Product: enhancer of polycomb homolog 1 (Drosophila) a
Exons: 14
Coding region: 422-2830 (802 amino acids)
Biological process (GO): regulation of transcription by RNA polymerase II
Cellular component (GO): piccolo histone acetyltransferase complex; NuA4 histone acetyltransferase complex
Source: RefSeq, a predicted model, not a curated record
UGGUAAAUCUCGAUAUAUCGACCAGCACUACAACUAGCUCCCCUUACCCUGUGCGGGAGCGCGCACGCUGGUCGGACUGCGCGGGAAUGAGUGGCUCGUGAACGCGCGGCGCAGGAGGAGGGGGUCGGGCCGCAGGAAACAAACCCAGAGCUGAAGAGUGUGUAAUGUCCGCCAUGUUGUUCAUGGCGCGCUGAAGCACAGAGACAGAGCGGCGCUACUGAGAAACCAGACCGACCGACAGAGAGCGACCGAGCCCCGGGCCUUCUCGGCUCCCUUCUUCCCACUGGACUACCUUCUGUUCGCUCAAGCGAAGGAGUGAGUGCUCAGAGCGGCACACUUUCCUCAAUGAGAGCGCUAACGGUUUCAUUUGGGAAUCUAACCGGAGCUCCUAUGUUUCUGCUGCGCUUCUCCGCACAAUAAAAUGAGCAAACUAUCGUUUCGGGCGCGGGCGCUGGACGCUACCAAGCCCUUACCCGUCUUCCGCUGCGAGGAUCUACCAGACCUGCACGAAUAUGCCUCUAUCAACCGGGCAGUGCCACAGAUGCCCACUGGCAUGGAAAAGGAGGAGGAAUCGGAACACCAUCUCCAGCGGGCUAUCUCAGCGCAGCAGGUGUAUGGGGAAAAGAGAGACAACAUGGUAAUCCCAGUGCCCGAAGCAGAGAGCAACAUCUCCUAUUAUGAGUCACUUUACCCCGGAGACUUCAAGAUGCCAAAGCAGCUCAUUCACAUACAGCCUUUCAGUCUGGAUGCAGAGCAGCCAGAUUAUGAUCUGGACUCUGAAGAUGAGGCAUUUGUGAACAGGCUGAAAAAGAAGAUGGAGGUGGGAGUUCUGCAGUUUGAGCUGAUGAUUGACAGGCUGGAGAAAGGCAGUGGCCAGCAGCUGGUGACUCUACAGGAAGCGAAGCUCCUGCUGAAAGAGGAUGAUGAGUUGAUCAGGGAGGUGUUUGAGUACUGGAGCAGGAAGAGGAAGUCAAGUAAAACUGGAGCAAUUGCCCCAGUAGUAAAACAGGAAAAGCGUGAUGGCUCCAGCACUGGUGACCCCUAUGUGGCCUUUAGGCGCAGGACAGAGAAAAUGCAGACCAGAAAGAACCGUAAGAAUGAUGAAGCAUCAUAUGAGAAGAUGCUGAAACUGAGGAGAGACCUUAGCAGGGCUGUCACUAUUUUGGAGAUGAUCAAGAAACGUGAAAAGAGCAAGAGAGAGCUGCUGCACCUGACACUGGAAAUAGUGGAAAAGAGGAACAGCAUGCCUGACUUUGGUGUUGAUGUGAUGGCAGAGGCACUGGCCACUGCCAAGCCCAUUUACAAGAUUCCCAUCAUUCCCUUACCCAGCGGCAGUCAGUACCGCCACCAGGACCACCAUGAGCUCAAAGACUAUAGAUCGAAGCCUGAGAAGCCUGAGGUUGUCCGAACCAAAAGGAAAUAUGAGAAAAAGCCCAAAAUCCAGCCCUUCUCCUCUUCCCAGUCUGGCCACUUUAACCUUAAUGACCUCAACCUGUAUGACUUUCCUAACUCAGAUGAAGAUCCUUUCUCACAGAUGCAUUCUGGGUCAUCGGAUGCUGAGGAGGAAAACGACCCUGAUGGAGCAUUUGUCUUCAGAAGGAAAGCUGGAUGUGUUUACCAUGCAGCUCGUUUGGAUCAGGUGGGAAGCUGGCCAUGGUGCAAUGAAUCUGAGGGUGGAUCCUGUGAUCCACGGUUCCGUUACUCGCUUACCAGCCUUUCUGCACCACCCCGCUGUCUGGGUUUGGCACGGCGAAGAGUGGGACGAGGCGGCAGAGUGCUUCUCGAUCGGGCCCAUUCGGAUAUGGGCGACAUUUUUCACAGUUUGGAUUCACACAUAGAAGAGUCAGCUGCUUCUGCUUCUCCUCUUCACUCAGAGAACUCCUCUUACAGCAGUACCUCAAUCCCCACCCCAUCAUCCCCAAGCCAUCCCCCUCCCUCUUAUUUUUCUUCAUCGUCUGACCUACGGCAAGUCCUGCGCAAUAUUAAGGCCUGUCGCUGGAGACACUUUAAACCACGGACACUAAAACGACAGAUAAAUCCUGGGGACCGGUCGUCCCACAGAGGCCUCAAGAGCUUCCCAAACACCCCAUUAGGAUUGUGCACUAACACAGUGAACAGAGGGACUGCUGCUUUACCUUCUGCAGUUGCAUUCACAGCAGAACAGUUCCAGGAGCAUCAGGAACAGCUGGCUCUCAUGCAGAAACAACAGCUGGAACAGAUCCAACAGCAGAUAACUGAUGUUCCCAACCACUCACAGGCUGUUGUGUCAAAAAUGCUGGAUUCAGCCAGCGCCCAUUUUGCUGCCUCUGCUCUGCUCACCUCUGAUCAGCUGUUGACCCUGAAAGUCAAAGAGGAUGGUGUUAUUGGAAGUGGAGUAAAUGGCAUCCUUCAGGCAUCAGGGGUUUAUAAGAGCUCACACGUGUCUACAUCUUCUAUCCACACAAGUCCAUCUCCAAUGAGGUUGACCUCAACCCCUGCUAGCUUACCCACUGCUAACAGUACUAACUCCACUACGAGUUCUGUCCACAAUAUUCACUCCCCCCUCAGCAACCACGGGAACAGUACUGCUAACUCAGCCCCCCAGCUUCUGAUUGGCAGCAGCAUGCAACAGCAGCAUCUCCGUCUCAGCAUGGCCACACCCCAGAUCGCCACCCUCAACUCUCGCCACCUACCCAGAAGUCUCGGCGGCAUGCCACCUGCUGCCUUGAAGCUAGCAGCCGCUGCUACCAACUGUCAACUCCCCAAAGUCACCACUGGGGAGAAUCAUGAACAGGAUAAGCAGCCCCUCAACAGUAUAGCGGAAAACACAGUCGCUAUGGAGGUGACGUAGUAACUGUUGCCUGGGCGACAAUUUCCCACCCACUCCAUUUCUUUGGUGCUGUGCACCAAUCGCUUCUGGGAAUGCAAAGGGACAGCGGGUUUUCACAGCAGCUGUCAGACCUUGACAGCAAAUCUCAAUUUUUUUUUCUUUGUCCUUUUCUCUCUUUUUUUAAUAUAUUCAUCACUGUUAAUAAGAGAAAAUCCAUAUGUAAAUUAUGAAUAUGGCCAAUAUUCAAUGUACAGAAACUGCAUAAUUGUAUAAAGUAAAAAAAAAAAAAAAAGGUAAUUUCCUCCACCCUCCAAAAGUGUAUAUAUGUUAAACCUGAAUACAGAUUUGUUCAUUUGUGAUAUUUUGCACUUAGGAUAUUACAAAAAUGAUCAAGCAGAAGGAAAGGGGAGGAAAAUAAUAUUGAGAUUGAGUGUAAGCUGUGUUGCACAAGAGAAUGACUAAGUCAUAGUGUUGUGCAUGUAAGGAAACCUGCUGUUUUACCUAUUUAUUGUGCUGUGUUUACACUUUCUUUUUCCAUGAACACUGUACCCUCAUCUGUUCCUGUGGUGUAGGUUUUUGGCUAGCUUUACCUUUUUUUACAUUGUGAACAGCAUCAGGUUCUUCAUUCUCUUUCCAAAUCACAUGAAUGCAACACAACCUUUUCCUUCCUCCUCCCAAUCUUUUCAAUCAUGUCCCCAGUUUGUUCAUUUCUAGUUCAUUUUGGUGUUUUUGUUUGUGGGUAGGCUGUGUGGAUUUGGGUCACUCUGUGGGUAUGGUGGGUGGAGUGGAGUGUAGGAAUCUUCCAUUAACUAAAGAUCCCAAAACAAGUGAUGACAGGUCAUGAAGUGUUCACUCGGAAGCAUCUGUGGCUUCCACCUCAACUAAGCACUGUUUUGUUUUAUUUUUGUUUGUUUUGUUUUAUUUAGUGAUUAUUGCUGCUUUUGUAUAAUUUCAGUUCCUUUUAAUACUCUGAAUUAUCGUUUCCCCUUCCCAUAUUAAUUUCUUUGUACAACAGAGACAAUUAUUUUUGUAACUUUUGUUAUAGUUUUGUUUCAGUUCUUGUGGUGAAGCGACUUUGCGCUUCGCGUGGUGAAAGGCAUUGUCCUUGUCAGUAGCCGUCACUGAUAAGCGAAUGCAGAUGAUUGUCCAUUGUUGCUGUGCCCGUGUCUUUAUUUCAGCAAAAUGGCAAGAUUUAAAAGGAGCAGGAAGCUUCACAUCCAGCUCCAGUUUCCAACAGACUUCAGACUAUUUCAUGUCCUAAAACCACAAGUAAAAAAAGGUGUGCCUUCCUUUGGGAAUAUGCUGCUUCAUCUCUUCCAUGAAGAGGAUAGCUCUCGGGCAAGACUGCAGUCCUGCAGUUCUAAUUUGUCCAGAGCCUGGAUCUCCGAUACCCAGUCCACUGGCUGAACUAAACCUCCGUCUAGUCAAACCUGGUGGCAGCUAAAGAAUUAAACUAUUAAAAAAUUUGAGGGGGAAAAAAUAAAUAUUAUUGAAAAAUCAAGAGGGGAAAGAUGUGACCAUUCACACAGAAAUCUGACAAUAAAACCCAGGUUAUGUGAUAA